CUCCUCUCCUCUCCUCUCCUCUCCUCUCCUCUCCGCAGGUUCACUGGUCCUAACCUACCAUCUCCUGUACUCAGCAGUAAGAACUGGCUAAGACUACACUUUACCUCUGAUGGAAACCACAAGCUGAGAGGCUUCAGUGCCCAGUACCAAGUGAAGAAGAUGACAGAGCUGAAGUCCAGAGGAGUCAAGAUGAUGCCCAGUAAAGACAAUCAUCACAAGAUAUCAGUUUUGUCUCAGAUGGGUGUGGCCCAGGGACAUAACAUGUGUCCAGACCCGGGGAUCCCUGACCGAGGGAGAAGAAAAGGAUCAGACUUCAGGCGGGGAACCACGGUGCACUUCUCCUGUGAUGAGGGUUAUGAGCUGGAUGUGCGGGGAACCACGGUGCACUUCUCCUGUGAUGAGGGUUAUGAGCUGCAGGGCUCUAAGAGCAUCAGCUGUCUGAGAGUCACAGACAGCUACGUAGGCUGGAGCGACGACCGACCCAUCUGCAGAGUCCUCUAA
This is a messenger RNA of Oncorhynchus mykiss (rainbow trout), 501 nucleotides long. Lineage: Eukaryota; Metazoa; Chordata; Actinopteri; Salmoniformes; Salmonidae. The record is from RefSeq and is a predicted model, not a curated record.